Molecule: messenger RNA, 830 nt
Organism: Mycetomoellerius zeteki
Lineage: Eukaryota; Metazoa; Arthropoda; Insecta; Hymenoptera; Formicidae
Exons: 4
Coding region: 217-804 (195 amino acids)
Source: RefSeq, a predicted model, not a curated record
GAAAGUGAUAGUGUCGUAAACCGCUAGGUAAGUUCGUUACCGUCGAGAGCGAAAUCUGUUAGUCAACGACGUGGAUCGCUUGUGGACAGUGUAGUGGCAAGUUUCUACAGAUAUUUAUCUUCAGAAUAAAUUAAUUUACGCAAGUUAAAUUUAUACGAUUAAUACCAAUACAUCAUCCUUAAAUUUGAACUUUUUUAUACUUCACUAAGGAAAACCAUGUUACGAAUUUUAAUGAUUUCAUCAUUUAUCUGCUCGUUGGAUUUACUGGGUGCUCGUCCUGUGGAGGAACCGACAAAAUUCACUCUUGACAACAUACAAAAUAAUACCGAAAACGCUGUACCCUCAAAACUGGAAAUAAUAAAGCAUAUAAAUAGCGAAUUUCGAAGUGAUCUUGAUCCGUCAAUUGUUAAAUCUGACAAACCUCAAAGUCGCACAUCAAUACAACCUAUACAAGAUACAACGUCAAUAGUUUUAUUUCAACCGAUACCGCAAGAAGGAAUUCGUUUAGAAAAUGAGACCGCCCAAGGUAUUUUAGAAAAACGAAAACCUGACAACAUCAGACGACUUUUGGAUAGUUUCUUGACACCAAAGCCACUUAUUGAUCGAAUUAAGGAUGAAGAAAAAUAUGGUAAUAGGGGAGAUAAAUUUAUUGGAAUCGGAAGGGUUUUCAUUAACGGUUUCGAGAAUUUCAGUAAUUUUUUGAAUAACUUAGUAGAGUUCCCCACUGGUAUAGCUAAACAAACUUCUCGAGGAAUAACGCAAACAUUGGAUAAAUUAGGAGCACGGAUCAUCGGACUCGAAUAAUAAAUAUAAACUGAAUAUAAAUUAAU